Messenger RNA from Rhodamnia argentea, 1930 nucleotides. Its product is annotated as serine carboxypeptidase-like 2. The coding region runs from base 196 to 1632 and encodes 478 amino acids. Gene Ontology annotation, biological process: secondary metabolic process; proteolysis. NCBI's taxonomy places the organism in Eukaryota, Viridiplantae, Streptophyta, Magnoliopsida, Myrtales, Myrtaceae. The record is from RefSeq and is a predicted model, not a curated record. The transcript has 14 exons. Gene Ontology annotation, molecular function: acyltransferase activity, transferring groups other than amino-acyl groups; serine-type carboxypeptidase activity.
UUUGCGUUCUUGAUUCGAUCACCGGUUGCUUUCACCGCCACGAACCACACGUUUCGGCCCCGGGGGGAGUCAUUUCUUAUCUCUUUCUCGUCUUUGCGUCCCACGCUGGGGCUCUAUAUUAUCAUCAGACGCUUGUCUCGGUAACGCACAGGAAGAGAGGAGACUGACACCGGUCGAAGAAGAGCGAAGGAGAGAAUGGCCGACUCCAGUGGCAUUGCCGUGCCGCGCGCCCUUGUCAGUCUUAGGCUUCACUCUUUUGUUGUGGCUAUUCUUCUGGUGCAGGGGUACGUCCAGCUCUCGUGCUGCAGCUCAAGAGUGGAGUUCCUUCCUGGAUUCGAAGGGCCUCUUCCAUUUCGUCUCGAAACUGGGUAUGUUGGUGUGGGUGAAUCAGAGGCAAUUCAACUCUUCUACUACUUUGUGGAGUCGGAGAGAAAUCCUAAGGAAGAUGCUCUCUUUCUUUGGCUAACCGGCGGUCCGGGUUGCUCCGCUUUCUCUGGUCUGAUCUAUGAAAUCGGUCCGCUAAAUUUCAAGAUAAAGGCGUACAAUAGGAGCUUGCCGGAGUUAGUUCUAAAUCCUUAUUCAUGGACAAAGGCAUCUAGCAUUAUAUUUGUUGAUUCGCCCGUCGGGACUGGAUUCUCAUAUGCGGAGAACCCGCUUGCUUAUGAGACAGGAGAUUUCAGACAAGUGCAACAUCUUCAUCAGUUUCUAAGGAAGUGGUUGAUCAGUCAUCCUGAGUUCAUCUCGAACCCGCUUUACAUUGGCGGAGACUCCUAUUCGGGACUCACCGUCCCUGUCCUUGUUCAAGAGAUCAUGGAUGGAAACGAUGAAGGCAAAAAUCCGGCUAUAAACAUCCAGGGUUACGUGCUCGGAAAUCCGGCGACAGAUCCAGGUUUCGACAACAAUGCUCCGGUACCGUUUGCUCAUGGAAUGGGACUCAUCUCGGACGAGCUCUAUGAGUCACUGAAGAGAACUUGUAGGGGGAAUUAUCAAAUUUCCGAGCCCAGUAACGCGGAGUGUGCGAACGAUCUUCAGGCUUUCUAUCAGUGUAUUUCGGGACUUCAAACCGCCCAAAUCCUGGAACCUCUGUGUGGAUAUGCAUUGCCGAAGCCUGGGGAGAUGCUCGGAGACCGGAGAUCUCUUCUUGAGAAUUUCCUCCUUGUUCGUGAACUCACCGCUGGUCUGGAUUCAGGCUGUCGGGCUGAUGGUUACAAGCUGUCUUACAGUUGGACCGACGAUGACAAUGUCCGUGAGACUCUUCACAUAAGAAAGGGAAGCAUUGGGGACUGGCAGAGGUGCAACUAUGGAUUGAAAUAUACAAAAGACAUUUCCAGCACUCUGCAAUACCACGCAAAGCUCAGUGCAAAAGGCUUGCGUUCUUUAAUUUACAGUGGAGAUCAUGACAUGAUUGUACCAUAUAUGGGUACUCAAGCGUGGAUAAGAUCACUGAACUAUUCGAUCGUCGACGACUGGCGAUCGUGGAGGGUCCAAGGUCAAGUUGCCGGUUACACGAGGACUUACUCGAAUGGAAUGACAUUCGCAACUGUUAAGGGUGGAGGGCACACAGCUCCCGAGUACAAGCCUGAAGAAUGUUUUGGUAUGUAUGAAAGGUGGAUAUCGCAGGAGCCACUGUAAGAUGACUAGAGCUCGAAAGCAAACAGCUUUCAAGCUCAUGGCAUACCCAAAUAAGACCAAACAGCAUGAAAUUAGCCAUUUGUAAAAGCAUCUGCUAAAAGAAUUCAUUCAUGGUCGCUAGCUCGCAGAUUGAGCAGCAAUUGUAUUUUCUAUCAUAUAUCGCUAGCAGACAACUAGAUUUCAUAUGGCCAACUCCAGCAAUUUAUUGUUCAUAUCCAUGAGAUGUAAUGACACUGCAUGUUGAACAAAAAACUCUCAUCAAUCCUAUAUCCAUGAGCCAAAUAACCAUUUCCAUUCA